Messenger RNA from Penicillium daleae, 1314 nucleotides. RefSeq lists its product as uncharacterized. Bases 1 to 1314 code for a protein of 437 amino acids. The record is from RefSeq and is a predicted model, not a curated record. Lineage: Eukaryota; Fungi; Ascomycota; Eurotiomycetes; Eurotiales; Aspergillaceae. The transcript has 3 exons.
AUGGAGGAGCAUCCUGAACACUGGCGACACACCCUGAUGGGCUGGGACUUUUGGCAGGAUGCAAAACAGUACGAAAACAAAAUCAGCCAAGAGCUGGAUAUCGCACUCGAUCUGGAUAUACCCAGGCGUUUCCCGUUCAAUCUGGUCCCCGAGGAGACUCCCACCAAGCGACAGCGUCGCCUGAGUAUGUCUGAUGCAGGCAAGACUGGCAUCCAGCGUCACUCUUCUUUGUCAACGGGCGUGUCUCGGUUCAGGGCCCAUGAGCACCGUGCACGAUCACCCUCGCCUCGCAAGAUGAUACCCUCCUCACUGAACCCUUUCGCUUCUCGAGGUUCCGCCCCGACAACGCCUUCUGCGCUUCGAAUUGGAAGAUGCUCCCCGUUGAAACAGCUGGACCUGCCUUCAGGAGUUCUCGUCCAGACUCGUGAAGUGUCACCUUCACCUGCUCCGCCCAUUUCUCGUCAAGUCGCACCACCAGCAGACGACUUUGGGACUGCAGAGAGGCCGUUCACUGGGUUCCGUGGCGGUGCGACAUGGUUAGAUCUGCCUCGGACAAAGAAGACACUAGGCCUAGACCUGUCCUGGCCGUGCACUGACGAAACGAAGGAGCCAGUUCGCUUGGAUAUCCUUGAGCUGGAGCCACUGUGCCAGUUUCGGGGCCUGCGAGCACUGAAAAUCACUGGCAUGUUGCAGUCAUAUCAACCUUACAUCUGGCAGGCUGCCUGGUUGAACCUUGAACUCGAAGAGCUGUGCCUGGAAAUGGCGCUGGAACCGACAAUUGACAACGCAGGACAUGCGGCACAGUGGCGGCCCAUCUGUGAUGGGUGGGAGAUGGACAAAAACCCCUCCGCUGAGCCGGUUGGAAACCUCGGCGAUGGCUCGCUACACCCAGACAUUGGCUGCGGGGAAUACUUGGAUAAGCAGUGCAUCGAAAAGGCCAAGAUUCUUGCCAUGACCAUGGGCCGGACAUCUCAGUGCCUCAGUAUCAAGCAUCUGACUAUGUCCGGCUUUGUCGUGGACGCAGACCCCUUCGUGCAGUGGUUUGAUCCAUUGAAACUGCAAAGUAUCAAGUUCAAGGGCCAAUGUUUCGAUGCCGGGCUCUGGCUGCCCGAAUCUAUGAAGAGCAUCACCGUGCGGUACCCGAGGAAGGUCGAACUGGAGCCUGUUGGGGUCGGGAUGACUUCGGUCGAUCUGCGGAAAGAGUUGAAAGUGGUGGACAUCCAGGAUGGGUUGACCGUGGGCGAGAGCUCAUUCCCAGCAUGUCAGGAAGAGACUCGGGCUCUCAUGCAUUUUAUCAACCGAGUGGAGAAUUGA